GACACGAAACAAUUCGUAUAAUUUUAUGUUUACGUUCUAUGGAUUAUAUCGGCCACUGCCCUAAUCCAUUCGAUAAUAAAUGAUAGAUCAAAUCUCUAAACAGUAGUCGUAAUAAAAUUGGUCAAGCACGACUAGAACUCGCAGCAAUGAGAGUUCCGUCCAUUAUCCUCUAAUAGUACAGGCUGAAGUCAAAAUCAUAAGCGUUGUUUUCAGAGAGCGAUCUCUCAGAAAAACUGUUUAUUUUUCCCAAACGUCCAGUUUUCAAGUUUGUAACAGUCUCAAAAUGUUUCUUUGGGGGAAAAGUUCUCUCUCGUCAAGAAUAGUAGAACGCUAUAAGAAUUACGUCGAUACCAACCUAUACAUAUGAAAGUGAGUUUGUUUGCAACCUCUCGGUACUCCAAUAGUCGUGAAAAGCAAAAAUUUGGGAUGAAGAAGGACAUAGAUUAUAUUUUUAUACAGAUCAAGCAACAUACUCGGGUUAUGUGGAAGAAGUCGCGGAUAAAAACUACGGCACAUAUUUCGAGACUACGGCCAUCGCAAUCUCCCAUCGCUAUAUCUCUACAAAAAUGCCCUACCUGGACUUCCCUGGAUCCACUCAGGUUCAAGGGAUACUGGGAUAACUUAUCGACUGGAGUACUUGUUAAUACGGGGCAAACAGCAUAUUUUACGUUCGAUGCAUCGGCAGAGCGGCCCGUACUGAAUGGUGGGCCUUUAAUUGGACAGUAUAUAUUUGAACAAAUGCAUUUCCACUGGUCUGUAGAUGAGUAUACGGGAUGUGAACACGUAUUGGAUGGACGAGGGUAUGCAGCGGAAUGUCACUUCGUCCAUUAUAAUAGUAAAUAUCAAUCUAUGGAGGCAGCUAUGGGGUAUCCCGAUGGUCUCGCUGUGGUAGGCUUUUUCCUUGAAGAAGUAGAUGCUCCUAAUCCAAAAUUUGACAGCCUUGUUCAUGGUUUGGAGGGGAUCUCGAAGAGAGAAAAUUCAGUAGUGCUAACUGCAGAAUCGUUAUCAUGGAUGAACAGCAGUAACCUACACGAGGGUAGCUAUGUGACGUACAAAGGUUCAUUAACAACACCGCCAUACACCGAAUGUGUAACUUGGAUUAUUUAUGAAAAACCAGUACAAAUUGGCAGUCAACAGCUGAGCCUUAUGAGGAAACUGGAGGGACCUAACAGCUUGCCUAUAGAGAGAAACGUAAGGCCUACGCAGCGACAACCGCCGGGACACUCUGUAAUAUAUGUGAAACAAGUCGAACAAUCUAAGCUAUGACAUUGUAUAUUAAAAAUAAAUUGUUAUAUCUAUAUAAUCAA
Messenger RNA from Galleria mellonella (greater wax moth), 1307 nucleotides. It is a transcript of the gene CAH3, whose product is annotated as carbonic anhydrase 1. Gene Ontology annotation, molecular function: zinc ion binding; carbonate dehydratase activity. The transcript has 6 exons. Gene Ontology annotation, cellular component: cytoplasm. Bases 364 to 1266 code for a protein of 300 amino acids. Lineage: Eukaryota; Metazoa; Arthropoda; Insecta; Lepidoptera; Pyralidae. The record is from RefSeq and is a predicted model, not a curated record.